This is a messenger RNA of [Torrubiella] hemipterigena, 2283 nucleotides long. The record is from the annotation of a GenBank genome assembly. Lineage: Eukaryota; Fungi; Ascomycota; Sordariomycetes; Hypocreales; Clavicipitaceae.
AUGAAUUCGUCAUAUCCAACCGGCUUGCCUGAGGCUGUCGAGGCUCCCGAGGGCCUCACACACAUAUUCCACUUAUAUGGUAUGGAUAAGGCCUGGAGCAUGGAGGUCUAUGAAGGCCAUGUCCGCUACGCCAAAGCGCGGCAUCACAUGAAAGAGCGGCACAGCGUGGCCAGGGUCUUGGAACAAGAGACCAUCAAUCUACAUGACAAGCUACGUACAGAUACGCUUGUACAGGCCUCCCACAAGAAAGCGUGGGACAACCUUCAACAGCAAGUCUCCCGUAUUGUGGCCAAAAGGUGCCGGAAUUACACAAAGAGACUCGAACAUCGUGACCUUCUCAACUUCCCAGAAUUUUUCGACGAAGUCCUGGAUUACGGCCUCACCAACCUAUUUGAGCGCUUAGAGAUCAACGGGCGAAGCUUGUGGAAGGUGAAUUCGCUAUACGCCUCCCGAUGGUUCGUUGGAGCCGAACCAGGAGACUACGUCUGGUAUCACGACCCAUACCGAGUCGACGACUUGGGAAUUAUGCCUAAGCCACGUACGUAUCCCGCACAGUAUGCAUAUCAAGAUUUUGAUCUUGACGCACAAAGUGUCCUGGCCAAGCCGCCAGGAGACAUUACAAACUUUGUGUACUGCGGCACAGUCCCGCGGCCCAACGAUGAACACAGGUACCGGUUCCAGCAGAUUGUACCAAAUGUGGUACGCAUGUUGGCCAGCAUUGUGUGCUUCACCAACCCAAGCGCCACGGAACACGUGCUUGACAUUAUGAGUGCCCAAAAUCUUCAACCCGCUCAAGUCACUCGUGAGAUGGUUGCGGCGCUCUUCCGGGGCUGGAAUCAAGCCCUGAUCGGCGGUAUGCGGUCAGCGAGCCUAACAAGGCACAUUGCUUCCCAACCGCUUCUGAUUGAGUUUGGUGCCCUCACACACCAGCUCGAUCAGAUUGGCGAUGCUCGCAAGCUUGGAGGCCGACUGCAUGAUGCAUGGUCCGCCAUCACCGGGCUGACGGUGCCAAUGGCAGAAAUGGUUAUGCAGGGCUGGGAACAGCGUCUUGCCUACCAAAGGCUCUUUAGUUCCCGCGGAACAGCGCACAUGUUGAUUUAUUAUGAUAUGGAUAUCAAAGAGGGCAUUUUCCCUUUUUAUCACACACACGUCUUCCUCAACGACCCCUUCCACAUAAACAAUUUGCGCGCAGUCGACGCUGAUCCGUACAUUGCCUUCAGUACCUUUCAGUCGCUGCAUCAAUAUCUCCGACAACCGGGACCGAACCGCCGCGCACCGCAAGCGGAACCAGCAGAACCAGCGGAGCCAACAGACACACUUCCAGCUUGCGUCGUCGCCCCUGUCGAGCCUCAAUUGACGACCGAGCAGCAACAGCAGCAGGCGCCAAUUACAACAGAAGAGAGAUCCAACGACGACCUAUACUACGCAACCCCAGCUGCUGAAGAACCUGUCGCGGAAGAACCUGUCGUUGAAGAUCAAUUCGUGCAAGAUCAAUUCGCCAGAUACCACUUCGAGGAACACCAAGAACCAGCUGCCGAAGAUCCAGACGUCUUUCACCAGACCCUUUGUGUAGAUCCUGGGGCACAAGCUCUUGUCGACGUGCUAGCACCCUACAUUAGUUCUUCCCCUUCUCCUGAGCCUGAAUCUACAUCUGAGCUCACUGAAGAUCAAGACUCCAGCUCUGCAUCUGGUAAUCACACACCAAGCACGCUCGAGUCCACCACUCCUCCUGCCGCCACCAGCCCCAGCAACAAGCGCAAGCGAACCGACGACGAUCUCGGCUUGAUGAGCCGCCUGAACCUUGGCACGGCUGCCAACGCGACCAUCCGCACCUUUAGCACCUCAUCGUCCGUCAUGGCCCGUCAAGCGGUCUCGACCGGUCCUCCUAUCCGCAAGAAGCAUGCCAUUGUUCGCACCGAAAACUGGAAGCGCCUCAAGGUCCUCCGCAAAAAUAUGUUUACGCCCGCCCCUCCUCCCCUUCGAAUGGCUCGAUCGCGCCACGUUCGCCACUGGACCAUCCACCGCGCGUGGCAGCUCUUCCGCCGCAACCAGCAUCUUGCCAUUGAGCAGGAGCGCAUGCGAAUGCAUGACAGCAUGUACAAGGCUUGUGAGGAGCUUCGCCUCAGCGCUGGACCUGGUGAGCGCGGCGAAGGUUACCUGUACCGCGUAGCCAUGGAAAAGAAGGGCGUUUGGGGCACCGACGCCAUUCCUAUCGAGUAUGCUCGAUUCCAGACCGAUAGCCCGGCAAAGCAGGCAUGGAACCACGACUGGAAGCGAUCAUAA